Ambispora leptoticha is the source of this 261-nucleotide messenger RNA. The record is from the annotation of a GenBank genome assembly. NCBI's taxonomy places the organism in Eukaryota, Fungi, Glomeromycota, Glomeromycetes, Archaeosporales, Ambisporaceae.
AUGGAACAAGAACUAGAAAAAGAGUUUGCCGAAUUAGAAAAAAUUACUGGAAAAACCAAAGAAUACCAUUUUGAGGAGGCGUUGAUUAAUUACAUACAAGAUAUAGAGGAAAUUGAAGAGACUGAAAAACAUAUUAAAAAAAAUAAAAUGCCUUCUAACUAUCACAUUAUACAAGCAUUAAUUAUGUAUAUACAGGAUGACUUGAUGAAUAAAGCGAAAAAAUGGGAAGUAAUUUGGAAAAAGGAGGCGGAGGAGGAUUGA